AUCCUGGAAUGGAACCUCUUACCUGGAACAUAACCUGCCCCGGACCAGGUUAGCCAUGGAGCGGAAGUUACUAUGGCGAUUAACACUGCUAAAACCCAAACCACUUUCAUGGUGUCUAAAACCUAGGGUUGGCGCAAACUAAACUGAAACAUACCUAGCUAGCCACCAAAACCGGCUUCAUGGUAUAGACCCCAGGACCAAAAACCACUCAGAACAGCAACAACAUUGCAACCUUACGGCUCUUUUGACUUUUUCCAGUGAGCAAACACCUAAAAACCUCAUGGCAAAGAACUUGAAAACAUUUAGCAAAUGCUGCAAUACAAUUAAAAUUGCAAUUGUUACGUAACUCCCUAACAUUGUGAUUAAAAACCACCCAAAAUGGUAACAGCAUAGCAAUUUUGAUUCAGACUUUAGGCAAAGCAAAAAAGCUUUGUUAUGCAUAAUGUUAAUACUGCUAAUGCUAAUACAAUGCUAAUGCUAAUACAAACAGUUUCAAUUAGAGCCAAUCGAUAAUUUGGGGUGUUAAUUAUUUGAGUUCACUCAGGAUUAGUUAAAGUGUUAAAUUUCACAUCUGCACAUGUAUUCUGUGGCGAUAAAACCUUCAGGUUGUCACACUGCAGGAAUGCAACACUCCAAUUACGCAAUACACAGUAUUGUGUUUCGUCCACAAAACUGACAGACCCUCGUUUUAUCUGAACAGAGGGACAGAGAAACACAAGGCAAAGCAGCCUGAGAGGUGGGAGGAGGACAAGAGAUAUUUUGACUGCCAAGGGAGACAGAAAGUGUAUUUUGUGGAUAAAGGCCCGUGUGCUUGCAUCUGUGUGUGUGGUUGUGCGUCAGAGGGAGGCGUGUUGUGGUGAGAUGUGGACAGUCAGUCCGGCUCUGUUGCAGCGGGGGCCACGUUACUCUGGCUUCUCCUGAGUCCGGCUCCUCUUCAAAACUCAAAUACAGAUCCGACUAUGAGCCCGCUGAGGGAGACGUCUAAAAAAUGACAGAACGGCAGAUGGCUUCUUCUGAAAGGAGCUUACGUAUCCAGGGUGAUGACAACCUGAAGUCCAUGAUCGUCGGCACAGUGAUGAGAAAAAUCAAGUCUCGAACGUGGAAAAAGCAGCGUUACUUCCGGCUACAAGAAGACUGCAUGACUAUAUGGUACAAGAGCAAGAAAGCUGGGAAUGCCCACUCCACCUUUUCUGUGGGUGAUGUGGAGGCCGUGCGGGAAGGGCACCAAUCUGAGGUUCUGCUUAGCAUUGCUGACGAGUUCCCACCUGACCGAUGCUUCACCCUCGUGUUUCGUGGUCGACGGGGCAACUUGGACCUAGUGGCCGAAUCAGCAGAGGAGGCACGAUCAUGGAUAAAUGGGAUACGCAAACUCAUCGAUAACCUGGAGAACAUGGGGCAGAGAGAGAAACUAGACCAAUGGAUAUGCGAUUGGUUCAAAAAAGCGGACAAAAACAGAGAUGGGCAGAUGAACUUUAAGGAGAUCAGAGAUCUGCUGAAGAUGAUGAACGUGGACAUGAAUGAGCAUCACGCUCUCCGUCUCUUUACGAUGGCGGACAAGUCUCAGUCAGGUACUCUUGGAGACGAUGAGUUUGUGCUGUUUUAUAAGAUGCUGACUCAGCGUGAAGACAUCCUGCGAGUGUUUCAGGAAUAUUCGAGUGAUGGGCAGAAGCUAACACUCAAAGAUCUUAAAGAUUUCCUGCUGGAGGAGCAGCUUCACAAGGAUGGAGUUCAGCAGUAUGCACUCAAUCUCAUUGAACGCUAUGAACCUUCAGACACAGCAAAAAUGUUGCAAGCUAUGACAUUUGACGGCUUCCUGAUGUACCUGAGCUCAUCAGAGGGCUCCAUCUUCAACCCUACCAUGGUGGACCUGUCCCAGGACAUGACUCAGCCUCUCUGCCAUUACUUCAUUUCAUCUUCUCAUAACACAUACCUUCUGGAGGACCAAAUCAGAGGACAUAGCAGCGUGGAAGGCUAUAUACGAGCAUUGAAACGUGGCUGUCGAUGUGUAGAAGUGGACUGUUGGGAUGGACCAAAUGGAGAACCAAUCGUCUACCAUGGACACACGUUUACCUCCAAGAUCUUCUUCAAGGAUGUUGUUACUGUGCUGAGCAACUAUGCCUUCAAAGCAUCGCAGUACCCUGUCAUCCUGUCCAUUGAGAACCACUGCAGUGUAGAGCAGCAGAAAGUCAUGGCCCAACACCUCACCCAGAUCCUGGGAGACAAGCUGCUGAAAAGCACUUUAGAUGGAAAGAUUCCCAUCGGCCUCCCAUCCCCUGAGGAUCUGAAAGGGAAGAUUCUGUUGAAAGGAAAGAAGAUAGGUGGAUUAGAGGAUAGCAUGAAUGGGGUGGCGGAUGACCCUUUGACAGGAGAGGUGAGCGACGAAGAGGAGACCGCUGAAAUUGAUGAUGACCAUCAUCGCACCGACAGCAUACGACAUAGAGGCAAGAAAUCCAAGCAGCGUCUGUCUAAAGAGCUGUCCGACUGUGUGGUUUACUGCAAGAGUGUCCACUUUAGCAGCUUUAAACAUUCACGAAUACACUCCAAGUUUUACGAGAUCUCCUCCUUCACAGAGUCUAAGGCCCGGAAACUCAUGAGGGAGGCAGGAGCAGAGUUUGUUCUCCAUAACGCUCAUCAGUUGAGCCGGGUUUACCCCAGUGGCUUGAGAACGGACUCAUCCAACUUCAACCCACAGGACAUGUGGAACGCAGGGUGCCAAAUUGUUGCUCUGAACUUUCAGACCGCAGGGGUUGAGAUGGAUCUAAACGACGGCUUAUUCAGUCAGAACGGGCAUUGUGGCUACGUACUGAAACCAGCGUUCAUGCGCAACAUCGAUGAGAGUUUUGACCCAGAAACCCCCCAAAACCGAGAUGAUUACAAUCCGCUUAGCCUUUCUAUACAGGUCAUCAGUGGCCAACAGCUUCCCAAGGUAAACUUCAAGGAGGGCUCAAUUGUUGAUCCCCUCGUUCGGGUGGAAAUUCAUGGCAUACAGCUGGACCAAGCCAAGCAGGAAACCAGAUACAUUGACAACAACGGUUUCAACCCGGUAUGGUACGACACGCUUCAGUUCACCGUUCACGCCCCUGAAUUGGCGCUGGUUCGGUUUGUCGUGGAGGACUAUGAUAAAACAUCAAAGAACGACUUUGUGGGACAGUUCACUCUCCCUUUCGCCUGUAUUCAACCAGGAUAUCGUCACAUCCAUCUCCUGUCUAAGGACGGCACCAGCAUACCUCCUUCCUCGCUUUUUGUUCACGUGCAGAUAACUAAACUAAUUUAACUGAAUUUAACGCUGUCUUACAUUGACGUAUGCACAAAAAAAGCAAAAAUGCAACAAUUUCAAGUCUUCCCAGUCAACACUUGUUUGCAGAAUGCUGACAUCAUAAUUUAAAAAAUAUAUUAAAAUUCACACUUUUAAGGUAAAGUUGUGUUACUACUAUAGAUUUAGUUUAUAUAUACGCCAAAUAAUUUUAUAGUUAUUUUAUUUACUUUAAAGACUUGUUAUUAAGAUUUGUGUGAUUUUCUAUGUCUAAGUUCAACUUCAAUGAGAUACAGGUUGUCCAGGUUGUAUUUUAACCUCAAAAUCAAAAGAAAAACAAGAUAAUAAAGCUUAUUUUGUCCUUGUUUCAAGGACUACAAAAUGGGGGACGUUACACGACAACGAUGUACUAAAAUAGGAAACUUUUUUUCGCGGACAGAGACGACAGUGCUGUUAAAAUGAUGCCCGUUCACACGGAUCUGUGAAAAGGACUAAAAACUACAACACGUUUUUGUAGUUUACGUGGAGACGAUAAUGAUAUCGGUUUCACUUUGAAACUCGUUUUUUUAAAGUUUGUGUUUUCAGGCUCCCAAAAAGCUGUUUUCGUAUAAAUUAACAGCCAAAAACGCAUAGUUUUCCGUUUUUAGGUGAAAAUUGUCGUGUAAACAGCCCCAAUCGAACGCCCUCUGUUAUUGUUACCAUGCAUGGCAAAGUCUUUAUAUCUUGCUUUUUGUAUUUUAGAAACAUUUUAAUAGAAAAGGCUUGGUUCUUUAUUCGUACGACUAUAUCAGUAGUACUUACAGUGGUGUGUGUGUUAACUGCUUCUUUGGAAUAAGGAACAGAGAUAAUGGGCACCAGGGCUCAAUUACAAUCUUCCUUUGGCCCCGAAGUACCUCAGGGGCCAGACUCAGUUACACAGAGAUACAGAAGGCAGUGAAAAUGACCUGUCUGUACCCAGCACCACCUACCUGGAUACAGUAUACUGUAUACAUAUCAAAAUACAUAUACCCUUAAAUGCAUCACCUUUCACCUAGCAUGUACAGAGAAUUAUUCUGAAUCACGUCAAGACAUUUGUUAAAUCAAAUGUAUGCUGCUGGACUAAUAGUGUUAAUUUUUGUAUUUCUGCUUCGUAUGAGCCGGAUCUAUAUACUGUUUUUGUAGCAUUGCUCAGUAACUAACUGUAAACUGUCUGUUUUGCUUGUAUAUAUUUAUAUAUUUGCCAUAUUCUUCAAAAAAUAAAGAUAUUUUAAAUGAC
Molecule: messenger RNA, 4508 nt
Organism: Pimephales promelas (fathead minnow)
Lineage: Eukaryota; Metazoa; Chordata; Actinopteri; Cypriniformes; Leuciscidae
Gene: plcd4a
Product: phospholipase C, delta 4a
Biological process (GO): intracellular signal transduction; lipid metabolic process
Cellular component (GO): plasma membrane
Molecular function (GO): calcium ion binding; phosphatidylinositol-4,5-bisphosphate phospholipase C activity
Source: RefSeq, a predicted model, not a curated record